AUGUCCCUCAACACGGCAAACUCUGGCCUUACAGGCCCCGUCAGCGACACCACAAACACCGCAACCACCGCCACAAAACCCGUCGCCAACACAGUCAAAGACACCACCUCGUCCACCCUCCCAGGCACCUUCCCGAAAGAAGAGCCGCCUACAAACGAAAGAAACAACGUCACCAUCCCCUCCUGGGGCUCCCUCCAGACCUCCUUCACGGCAUGGCUGAAAUCAUUUAUCCCCCGGGCCGUGGAUAUCUUUGAGACUGCCGUCCGCCGAUUCAUCAACUGGCUUAUCCCCCCAGCGAGACAGGCUGAGAUGUACAAGACUGCCAUGGAACAUCCGAUUGCGGCGACAUUCCUGGCUUGUCAGCUUCUUUGUGUGGGGAUUCCGUUUAUACUUUUCGUGGCGGGGACGUUGCUUUUCGCUGCUGUGGCGUUGAUUGUUUGGGUUGUCUUGAGUAUGCUGAUACUUGGUCCGAUUUUCCUUGUUGCGAGUAUGCUGGGAGUCGGGCUUUGGGGGUGGGGGUGGUUUUUGUUUGGGCUUGUUUGGUGGCUGGAUCGGUUAGUGCUGGGGGGUGUGAUGAAUCGGUUCUGGGUGCAGCAGAUGCAGGCCAGGAAGGCCGAGGAGGAGGCGGAGGAGAUGGAGAAGCAGAGAGAUGGUGAGGAUGGAGAAAAAGGAACGGCGAAGGAGACGAAUGAGGAGAAGAGUGAUGGUUAACUUCGAGUAUUGUUUGGUGCACGUUGUCAUGGUAUAAUUACGAGUCGAGCUCCUUGUGUUCAGUUAGCUGGCGAUGAGUUGUUGUUUGAGUAUGGACUUUAAUGAUACUGUAAU
Aspergillus nidulans FGSC A4 is the source of this 825-nucleotide messenger RNA. RefSeq names its product protein arfB. The record is from RefSeq and is a predicted model, not a curated record. The transcript has a single exon. The coding region runs from base 1 to 711 and encodes 236 amino acids. Lineage: Eukaryota; Fungi; Ascomycota; Eurotiomycetes; Eurotiales; Aspergillaceae.